UGUUGAGAGAGAAAAAACAAGGUAAGUGUUGAGAGAGAAAAAACAAGGUAAGUGUUGAGAAUGAGUGAAGAGCUUCAAAUAGUUGUAGCACAAAAGAAUGUUGAGGCACAAUAUGUAGAGAUGAUGGUGCCUUUGUAUUCUUUUGGAUGUGAGAGGAAAAUCAAGAAUGCUUUGGCUAAUCUCAAAGGUAUAUAUUCAGUUAACGUAGAUUUUCAGCAACAAAAGGUGACGGUGUGGGGAAUUUGUGACAGAUGCGACGUUCUCUCGAAAGUGAAGAACAAGAGGAGAGGAGCACGCUUUUGGGAAUUAGAAGAUCAAAUUCGGGUGCAAGAGUCGGGUGUUGCUUCCAUGCCUUCAUCGCCACAACAUUCUUCGAUUUCUAUUAAGAAGAAUUCUGCAAAAUAUUUGGCGAUGAUCAAACGACAGUCCCUCAACUUGAGCCUGUCGAUGAUGAAGAGGAGUCCAUCGAUGAAUUGGAGAGCUCUGAAAAAAGUGUUUAAUAGAUCAAACUCAUUUUAGAAAAAAAUGAGAAAAGUUACUAUGUGAGAUUCAUGAAUAUUAUCUUUCUCCACUUUUUGAGAAAAAUUGAGUUGUACCACUUGGGUUGAACAAAAACAAAUAUUUACAAUUCUA
This is a messenger RNA of Salvia splendens (bonfire salvia), 633 nucleotides long. Its product is annotated as Heavy metal transport/detoxification superfamily protein. Lineage: Eukaryota; Viridiplantae; Streptophyta; Magnoliopsida; Lamiales; Lamiaceae. Gene Ontology annotation, molecular function: metal ion binding. The transcript is spliced from 2 exons. The record is from RefSeq and is a predicted model, not a curated record. Bases 61 to 519 code for a protein of 152 amino acids.